Neltuma alba is the source of this 2117-nucleotide messenger RNA. Its product is annotated as chaperonin CPN60-2, mitochondrial. Gene Ontology annotation, molecular function: ATP binding; ATP-dependent protein folding chaperone. Bases 164 to 1891 code for a protein of 575 amino acids. The transcript has 20 exons. NCBI's taxonomy places the organism in Eukaryota, Viridiplantae, Streptophyta, Magnoliopsida, Fabales, Fabaceae. The record is from RefSeq and is a predicted model, not a curated record. Gene Ontology annotation, biological process: protein refolding.
CUGCAUUUUCAAGAAAAGGGCAGGCUCUCUUCCUGCUUCUCUGUUCCAUUUCGCUGUUGCCCUGCAACGCAGCGCUCUGCUACCACUUUCCUUCGCUCCCUUUGCUUUUAGACGUUGCCAUUCUUCAGUGUUUCCCUAGUUCUCAUUACUUCCCACUGUCACCAUGUAUCGCUUUGCUUCUAGCCUGGCCUCCAAAGCCCGGAUUGCUAGGAGCAGCAGCCAACAGAUUGGAAGUAGGUUGAGUUGGAGAAGAAACUAUGCGGCCAAGGACAUUAAAUUUGGUGUGGAGGCUCGGGCUUUAAUGCUUAGGGGUGUUGAAGAGCUUGCUGACGCUGUGAGAGUGACGAUGGGUCCUAAGGGGCGUAAUGUGGUGAUUGAACAAAGCUUUGGUGCCCCUAAAGUGACAAAAGAUGGAGUGACUGUUGCAAAGAGCGUUGAGUUCAAGGAUAAAGUAAAGAACAUUGGAGCCAGUCUUGUAAAGCAGGUUGCAAAUGCCACCAAUGACGUAGCUGGUGAUGGAACCACAUGUGCGACUGUCCUCACUCGAGCAAUAUUCACUGAGGGGUGCAAGUCAGUUGCAGCUGGAAUGAAUGCAAUGGACCUGAGGCGUGGUAUCACCAUGGCAGUCGAUGCUGUGGUGACAAAUUUGAAAAGCAGAGCCCGGAUGAUCAGUACAUCUGAAGAAAUUGCGCAGGUUGGGACGAUUUCAGCUAAUGGGGAGAGAGAAAUUGGUGAGUUAAUUGCAAGGGCUAUGGAGAAAGUUGGCAAAGAUGGAGUAAUUACAAUCUCAGAUGGCAAGACUCUGUAUAAUGAGUUGGAAGUUGUUGAAGGGAUGAAGCUAGACAGGGGCUAUAUAUCUCCUUACUUUAUAACAAACCAGAAGAACCAGAAAUGUGAACUUGAAGAUCCUCUUGUUCUAAUCCAUGAGAAGAAAAUCUCGAGCAUCAAUGCUGUGGUUAAAGUAUUGGAGUUAGCUCUAAAGAGACAAAGACCUCUAUUGAUUGUUGCGGAGGAUGUAGAAAGUGAUGCUCUGGCAACUCUUAUUCUAAAUAAGCUUCGUGCUGGUAUCAAGGUAUGUGCCAUUAAGGCCCCUGGUUUUGGUGAAAAUAGGAAAGCAAAUCUUCAGGAUCUUGCAGUCCUGACGGGAGGUGAACUUAUCACUGAAGAGCUUGGCAUGAAUCUUGAAAAAGUUGAUCUGGAUAUGCUUGGGUCUUGCAAAAAGGUGACAAUUUCCAAGGACGACACUGUUAUUCUUGAUGGAGCUGGCGACAAGAAAGGAAUCGAGGAAAGAUGUGAGCAGAUCAGGUCAGCCGUUGAGAACAGCACUUCAGAUUAUGACAAAGAGAAGUUGCAGGAAAGACUGGCCAAGCUUUCUGGGGGUGUUGCAGUGCUUAAGAUUGGAGGAGCCAGUGAGGCUGAAGUUGGUGAAAAGAAGGAUAGAGUGACCGAUGCCUUAAAUGCAACUAAAGCAGCAGUGGAAGAGGGUAUAGUACCAGGGGGUGGUAUUGCGCUUCUUUAUGCAUCAAAAGAAUUGGACAAGCUUCAAACUGCUAACUUCGAUCAGAAGAUAGGUGUCCAGAUUAUCCAAAAUGCUCUCAAGACACCCGUGCACACAAUAGCAUCCAAUGCAGGAGUUGAGGGUGCUGUUGUUGUCGGCAAGCUCUUGGAACAAGACAACCCUGAUCUUGGGUACGAUGCUGCCAAAGGUGAAUAUGUUGAUAUGGUUAAAGCUGGAAUCAUAGAUCCAUUGAAGGUUAUCAGGACCGCCUUGGUUGAUGCUGCCAGCGUGUCAUCUUUGAUGACAACGACUGAAGCAAUCGUGGCCGAACUCCCAAAGGAUGAAAAGGAAGUUUCCCCAAUGGCUGGUGGUAUGGGUGGCAUGGACUAUUGAGGUAUCGCUUGAGUCGGAUCAUGGACAGUGAGUGGUGCGAAGCCCCAUUUGGUUUUUUCCAAUUGUUCUGUGAAGGCUUUCAUGUAAUCAUAGUGAGAGAUGAGGACGUAGGCAGGAAAAAUUCCGAUUGUUGCAACGAUAUAAUUCUGAAUACAUUACCACCCAAAUAAGACAUUGUUUUAUUUUGAAAUCUCAGUUUAAAAUGAAGAUCUUACGUUUUUAUUCA